AUGCUCCCCUGGACUUUAUGCCUUUUAUGUGUGCUCUCAGUUCAAACAGUUGGAGGAAUUAAAUGGUUGUAAGUCCAAGUGUUGACAUUCACCCUUGUAACUUUCACAGUCUGGACACAGAGGAAACUCCGUAUAGCACUUUGGGUGUUGUAUCAUGCUAGGGCGAUAAAAUGAGGGCCAUUUCUAGUUUUCCAAUUAAAAAAGCCCCACGGUCGCUCUUUGAACAAAUAAAUAGUUUUUGUUAUUAUUUUUGUAGGCAUCAGUCAAUAAGGAAGUAUUCAGACAAAACCUUGAGGGUGAACAUGAAGAUGAGGCGCAUAUGCCCGCACUUUUUACGCCUAUCGACUGCCCUACAUUAAAUGAGCGCCAGCGUUGCUUUGCUUGCCCUGUUCAGUUUCUAAUUUAAGUGUAUCACCAACAAAGUGAUAAUACGGACGCACAGUUAGCCUGCUAUAAUAAAGUCUUAGUAUCACUAUUUUCAAACUGUGCUAAUAAAAAGUGUGGGUACAUGCCCCGUUGAGUUUCCUCAGUUACAUAAAUCAACUAGAAGGGUCCUUGCUCUUCAACCGCAGCGCUCUAUUUGUGGUUUUUUGAUAUACCUCUACUUAAAAAGAUGGCAAUUCAAAUGAAAUUUGGCGAAUUAGAUGUAAAAAAUUAAAAAUUUCCGUACUCGCAAAAGUGUUUCUCUACAUUGUCGGAGGGCCUGUUUUGCAGAUUUCCCACCGAAUGAUGCACUUACGACGUCUUUGAUUUCCUACGUGUUCUCCAUAUUUACACAUGAUUUUCUAUGUAUUGAGACUCGGUUAGCGAAUGCCUGUUUAUAAAUUUACAAAUGAAAAAAUGGAGUCGAAAUUGGAAAGUCCAGUUCCAAAAAACCUUAUCUUAUUUUACCACUUUUCAUAAGACAAAAUUUUAAGUAGCGCAGAAACCAAGAGUUUUCACAUCCUAUUUCACCGUCUAAGCUGGCUAACGGGUGUACUGCCCAGUCAAGGGACAUCCAGCAAUAUUUUCAGAAUGCAAGCUGAAUAGCAUAAUCUUUCUAAGUACAAUAGUCAUCAGGAGAAUUGCAGGUAUGAAAAGUUCGAAAACUUAAACUAUUAUUUCGGCGAUGUCGAUGUUUUUUUAUUUUUUACUAAACAGACUUUCAAGAAAUGUUAAAGCAGUUUUUUCUAACUACAGUGAGCGGCCAGUCUCAUGAAAUAUUAGCCAAAGUUCUGAAAUGCGUCUUCGAUUAUGAAGGACUACUUAGAAGGAGUUUCAGUACUGAUUAUUAUAUGACACGAUCCUAUGAUGGUUCGGACUUGUCAAGGUGUCGGUUUUCGAAUGCACUUCUUUUUGAAUUUCUGUAGAGACCGCACUCGGUAAAAAUGACUAUUUAGGUAGUAUGCAUUUUUCCCAAUGAUUUUUGAUAGUCUUAUAAAUUUAAAUAUAUUUUAUAAAAAACAUGCAAAAAAACAUCUUUCUUUCACUCGUUUGACGGAAAAUCAUGUUGCCUUUACAUUUAUGCCCGAAAAAGGUAUAUUUAGGUUUUGAAAAAGUCUCCCAAUUCCCGAAUAGUUUUGAGCCUGAUCAGUCGUUGCAUCAGCGUUUAGAGAUUUCAGUCUACAGGCGGCAUGCUUUCCGCAUGAGGGGAAUCAUAUAUUCCACUAAGCCCUUAAAAAAACCAGAUAGAGUCCAUAAAAUUUUGCAAUAAAUAAGAAUUAUGCUGUACAUCUCAUGAGAAUCAUUGGUAAAUGGACAGUUACGCUGCUGUAUGAAUGGAUUUUGGGCGGUCUUAAAAAAUCCCAUAAUUAGAAUCUUCUUCAAAAUCUUAAUAAUCCCCCGGGGCGGACACAAAAUGUAAAGAUAACGUGAUUUUCUAUCAAACGAGUGAAAGAAAGCAUGUUUUUGUGCAUGUUUUCCAUAAAAUAUAUUUAAAUUUCUAAAACCAUCAAAAAUCAAUGUGAAAAAUGCAUGCCACUUAAACAGCCAUUUUAUCGAAUGCGGUCUCUACAGAAAAUCAUAAAAGAGUAUGUUCAAAAGACGACAUCCUGGCGAGUCCGAAACAUCAUAGGAUUGUGUCAUAUUCUCAUCAGUAUUAUAACUUCACCUAAGUAAUCCUUCCUAAUCGAAAACGCAUUUCAGAAUUUCGGCCAACAUGUAUGAGAUCGAUCACUCACUGUAUGUGCUUGGCACAAUUUACUACUUUUUCCGGGUGCUGGUGUAUCUUAUGAAAAUUCCGCUCGAAAUCUUUUUCUCAAAUUCCUUUAACUUCUUAUCACACAUGCUCACGUAUCGUCGGCGUUGGGUGCCAUUUUCUUCAUAAGUAAGGUUAGUGGGAUAAAUCUCCCAAUUCGUACCCAAUGCUAGCUAGAAUGAUUAUACAUAGAGCAAUUCGCACCACUGAUUCCUAAUGACCAAGUUUUAUCUUACCAAAGUUGCAUUUUUCAAAAAUUAAGAGCAGCCAAACGUCCAAGUUUAGUAAAAAUCUCUAUUGAAGGUGCGGGUAUCUCAGCACUUUUAGUAUCACGGCACAAAUAAUGCACAUAGUUAAGUUACUAUGGGAACUGUAGACCCUUAUUUUUGCAAUAAGCUCUUUAGACCUUCGCUCCGAAACCAGCGCACUUUGUUUUUGAAAGUGGGACUUUUUGAUCAACCUAAUUGACCGAAGAGUAUGGGCUUUAGCUGCUGAAUAUUUUCAUGAAAUUUGUUAAAGAGAGACUGCCAGCUGAUGCAUCGCACAAGUAUUGUACUAUAAACGGUAAACCACAAACGAAGAAAUAUAAUUUUUUUGCGGUUUUGCCGGUUGUUUUCUUUGAUUUGUUCAAUUCAUUCAUAAAGGCUUGCUCUUGCCGUGUCGUCGUAUUUCAAAGUUUAAAAAGAUGCUUCAUCGAAAUAGAAUCACGGCUAAAACGUCACUUCGUUUCCAGCAAAAAGGAGUCGUUUUGAUUCCAUAUUUUAAGCAAGGGGGAAACUCCAAACGCUUUAUUUACAAAUGAAUUUUUUGUCGUACAUGAAAUACCUGUAUGAAGAUCAAGUGGGUCUAUUCCCUGCAUUAUUUUUAAUUUUUAAUUGGGCAUUUGCACCCAGUAUCUAUGGAAUUAUAAUUUCAUUAAAUAGUAGCGUGAGGGUAAUUUUUAGUCAGCCGUUUUCACCUGCGAAUGACAUCUCUAGAGCACUGAGUUAAAGUGUGAGCAGGACUUAGAGAACUGUUUGGCUUAACUUUGCCCUUAUUUGGAAGGAGGUAUUGCAAGACUAGUAAGAAAGGGGCAUUACUUGGGUCUGUUCGCAACUACUGAUGUCUGGGCUCCUUGUCAAUAAUGUUUUCUGGCUGAACUGAAGUUUGUAUUCGGCCGGUAAGCAUCGGACAAAAUUUUCUUCCAGCAUUGCCUUCCCACGGUUAAAGUCAUCGGACGGAAAAGGUCGGGGAUAAGACACAAAAGAUUUACUUUUUACUUUCGUUUUCUUGCAGGAAAUUAUAGCUUUUCAUGGUUUGUUUGAAAAAACGUUUAUGUUUUUAGGCAUUUAGUUACCACAUUUCGUUUUUGCAUGUUCCUAAAAUAUCAUUUUUUAAAUGGGCUACGUGAUUCCUGUGGAAAUAACUACAGGCUACCUCAUAUUCUUAUGGAGAUGGAUCUAAAACCCCGUGAAAUGCAUAUCUAGUCAGCAGGAUCAGUACACAUGCCGAUAGCAGUUUGAAUCAAGUACUGAUAAACUUAAUCAUGUCACCCUUUUUUGAUAACUAGACAGUUGUUUUUGUCAAAUAUAGGUCGGUGGAAAGAGAAUACACACACAACCCGAUAACUUUUAUUCAGAUGGACUGAAAACACGGAUCUCCUAACGUCCGUAAUAUAUUACGCAAACAUGUGAAAAGAUAUCUAAAAUGAGCAAAAUAACGAUUCCUUAAAUGUGAAAUUCCCUUUGUUAGUCGAAACUUUAUACCUGUAAAAAAGGCAAUGCGGUAGAUGCAGCGGACCAACUUGGGAGCUAGAUCGUAGUCCGGCAAUCCUCAUCGGGAGUGCGCACUCAUAACAAGUGCCAACAUUAUGGUGUCGUUGUACGCCCAUGUGCAGGCUCAGACCGCGCCCAGUGGGCUCAGUUCUAUCCCUUAUUUUUGUUGUGGUAUAAAAUCCGAUCAGUGUCCCUGUGGACUAGGAGCGUGAUGGUACGCCUAGGUGCGCGUUUUCACCGUUCCAACUACCUGCAGCCUCUCCCACUUCCGGUCUUCCCGACUCUGUCUUGACACCAGAUCCAGUUAGGGGAGGAUGAGAGAGUGCGAUAGAUGCUGCGCAAGUUUACUACCAUUAUAAAUGAAUUCACGCGCACGCCACCGUCCCUGCUGUCACAUUGCUGUAGAGUACACCGUAGGAAUCGCCGGUCACGAUGGCUGAACUGUCGGGUGGAAACUUUUUGAGAUUGGGCCAGUUGAUACAAGACGAUAAUAAUAAAUAGGUGAACACUCCGCUUUCCCCACCCAUUUCGCCUCAGUUAGUUACACCACCAGUAUACAACCAUUCUACCAAACCUUAUGUUAUCUUGCAGGUCUGAUCUGAAAAAGUGAAUGCACGCGUCAAAAAUUGGCUUAUUUUAUUUCAAACGGAAAUCUUCGCUGAACUGUGUUUGUAAUUGACUCGCCCUAAGAAGUCUAAUUAAUUUCAAAUGAUUAGUGAAACAUUGCUGCGACUGGUUGUUAUGGCACUAAAUGCACCUAAGGAAAGGCCGUAGUGCUACGAUAGAAAAACUGAUCUCGGCGUAUAUUCUACGUGCAUCGGUCUUCUGGUCACAUUCCAGGAGAUUUUGUGAGGAUACUUUAAAAUCCCAAACUGUGUAUAAUGAAUUUCGACACCAACUCCAUGCAAAAAGCGGACUAAUGGUUAGAUGAGAUUCGUAUUCAGUUAUUAUCGACUAAUAUGCUUAAUUUGUUGGCUCUGUUCCGUAGGCCACUUUGCAUAAAUGUUUCAUUCAGUCAUUAGUAAAUUAGCUUCGGAAGUUCGCAAUUACUUUUUGGAAGAACAAACGCCUAAUAAAGGGAAUGUGAAAGUGCAAUAAAAUGGUUGUACACGAAAGGUCCCGUCUUGCAGUUCAUUUGCUAUGUAACAAGUGGAUAUAGUGAAUCUAAAGUUGUUCAUUCAUUACCAAACUCCCUAACCUCUACUUUUGGUGUCUUGGACCAAAUCAGGAAGAUAAAGUCUCAAAACUUCUUAAAUACCCAAGCAAAAUAAGGGAAAGAUUUGUUUCAAACAGCUCAUGUGCUUUCUGAACCAUUAGCAUCCUAGGGGUCCCGUACAAGUUUUUAACUUGUAAUUUUAUUCUUCCCACGAAAUUGCAAUUUAAGUUCGCGUUUCAGGGGACAUUUUAUUUCACAUUUUAAUUUUACAAGACAUUUGUGUUUCAAAUGUCUUUAUUGUGACCUUAAUACAAGCACCUCUACGACUCAUGGAACUAAGGGCUGAGAAAGAACCUGCCAACUUUUCUGGCACAUUCGUUGAUGAUGGAGUUGGUGUCAGCUUAACAUUGUUCGGAAAAUCCACCAAAACUUCCGCUAGUGGCAUUCAACUUCAUCUGGCUGUAAAAGCAAAUGUCUAAAGUCAUUGAGUUCUUCCAAACGAGCGGGACGUUUCCACGGAAGGCUUUACCCUCAUGUCAGAAAUUCUGCAUUCUGGGAAUGGGGAAUUAGCGGUUAGAACAAACAAGACCUCAAUAAACUGAAGUGAAUCACACGAUGGCGCACACAAACACACCAAACCGCAAAUUCGGAGUUUUGGGAGCCACAAAGGUGAUAACAGCUGUGUUGCAAAUGACCGGCGUUUAACGACUUCCUUCUGCGCCUCGGGUGGAAACCAGGUCCUAGUCACAGACUCGACGGAGAGGUGGUGAAAAAAACUCAUUAUGGACUAAGAAUUGCAGCAAAAACCAAACCUGUUCUUCCCUUUGUCGGUGGCGUCUGCUAAAGUUUGAACUUACAAUGUGGCCGUCCGAACAAAUAAAUUUAAAAAUAAACAUCGGCACACUUGCUCGGAGGGAUGUUGAGGCACAGCAACAAAACAUAGGAGUGUCAAAGAGAAAUAUAAAAUAAGAGCAGAAGAUUGAAGACCAUUGGAAAAGUUUUUAGAGGUCAACAGGACACGGCACUUCACAGAAAGGGGAAAAAUCAUAAAUGGAUAGCUUAGCUCAUGACAUUUUGACCGAAAUUCCGAAAAGUGUCUUUGCUUUGAUGGGACCCCGACGGGUCUUUAAUAAAAAUUAUUAUUAGUAUUAUUAUUAAAGAUUACUUGGUUGUGCUCGCAAUAAUAGUUAUCCUGCAUUCUGUAAAAUGUCUUGUAUACUUUUUUAUGGAACAUAACUGAAUUCAUUUGGGUAUCAAGAAACAAUGAAAGAAAUAAUACCACCCAAGAAGUCAUUUUUGGUGAGCGUGGCGCCUGCACGCGGCAGAGAAGAAACUCGCGCAGAACCGGCCCACUGGAGUGACUGGAAUAUCUUAGGAUUGUGCUGCAGGAUGAUUAAUACUGUGACUCCAUCUAAGCAACCCUUUCUAAUCGAAAGCCCUUCGGACUUUCAGUCAAAAUUUCAGGAGGUAGGCCAGUUAAUGUAUAAACUAUCAGAGAACAAUACCCAAGCGGACCAACAUGAAAGCAGCCGAUGUGAAACGGUUCGGGAUAUCGAGGCUGGACACAGUAGCAAAUACAUGAUAUGCUAGGAAGAAGAUAGCGGAAAAAGAAAUAGAAGGAAGACGCAGCAAGAUAAAGAAAGUGUAAACGUGAGUAGGCAUGGAAAUUCCAAAGCGAUAUAGGAUGAACAAUAAUUAUGUUACUGGCAACAGAGGGAUACAGUAAAACCAGUAACUUGCAAGGCUUCUGACUUCUGAUGUAAGAAAUAGAAUAGGCUUGGGAUAGCUUUUUGGAUAUUCUGCGCGAAAAUGGGUAAAUAAGUGGUUUAGGUCUGACGCGCUCCAAAAAAGAAUUCCCGUGGAAUAGGAAAUUUGGUAUAACAAUGCUGCCCAUGUUAUUAUUUUGCAACAUAGCAAAAUAAAAUGCUCUUUUCCAAAGAACAGACAGAACUUCAUGUAAACGUUGUGAAAGAUACCAUAUGCACAAAUUUUAUGAAACACUGACUGAAAUAGUUGACGAUAUUUUUAAAAAUAAGAAAAGUCAUUUUUGUACACUCGGAAUGUUGAUUGGCUCGGAACACAAUCGAGUCAUCUCGAUAACCUUCUCAGGCUACUUUAUAAAACACUAAGUAGUUCAAGUUUUCCUUGAUAUUCGGUGUAUGAAAUUUAAAUUCCGCUUCUUAGAUUGUUUGUGACUUAUGUUAUCUCGUUUAUUCUUUAUGCAAAAAAUUAUAUCGUGAAAUAUUUGUACCUCGGCAGAUGAGAACUUGUUUCCUCAGACGUUCUAACAGCGAAGAAUUUUGACUGAGGCAGCCUAUUAAUCAGACAAUACAAUCCAUCUCUAUUGAACUAAUUUCCAAACACUAAUAACUCUAUGAACAGAGGCAAAAGUUCGAGUUCUAGGUGUACGUAUAAGCAAAAAAAGGAGACAGUCUUCCUUUCCUCUACUAAUAACUCUGUGUAAAGAUAUAACAAGACGUUGGCAUUAGAUUUGAAAACCUCGUCUCAGUAUACACAGAAAUAAAGAAAUUUUUGUGAAUCCGAAGCACGUAUUCUUCCGCACACCAGGUAUGUAUGGAAAAGGACUAACUUACAACAAAACGUGCAUAAAGAUAGAAAUUUUAUGCAUUCAUACUGGGCGAUGCGUUUAACUUAUAUGAGCAAGGGAAAUAGAUGAGCAAAAUGGACCAUACCUAACCAGUAAUCUUCAUUGUCACCUGCACACGUGACUCGAAAGAUUUUUAGACGAGUGGGAAGGAACGUAGAUUAUGUGUUAUUGGAAUAGUUAAGUCAGCCCUAAAUAAUGUUGAGUAUCUACUGUGGAUUUGCACCACAAAUGUAUACAAUGUGGUCUGCUUUUGAAAUCCUACCACCAAAGUAUUCAUCUUUUGAAAGCCUCAAUUCAUACAAACAUAUACAAAUAUACAAGUGCAUUCUUGGGUUGGCUGUCGCACCCAUUCUGAUGAAAAUAACGAAAACGUGUAGGUUAAAAUCAGUUGGAUUUGCAGAUUCGCAAAAUAUCGCCUAAAUACAGCGCAAUCACUUUUUAACUGUUUUGCUAAAUAGGUUUUAAGAACGUGCAUGAAAAUCUAACUUCAUUGGACCUCCAAAUCUCGAAGUCUGGGGUUUCGCAGUUCAGUUCUUUCAGUCCAAAUACACUUUAUCGGCUUAAGUUUAAGCCCGUUUUCCACAGAACAGUUCAACGUGCCAGUGCUGACCAGGGUAAUUCAAAGUAAUUUACUUGGUGUUCACGAGUUCUGCAAUCGCUUUAACAAACUUCAAAAAAGUACCACGUGAACUAAGCUGUGUUAUGAGGAUUCUAUCCGAAAAUGAAAAUACGGACUGCAUGUAAAAUACUGGAUUUUCCAUCCUGUCUCCCAGAUUAAUUGCACGUUGAAAAGUAGACUAGUGCUUCUGUAUUUAAAUCGCCACUCUCCAGUUGCCAUGUAAGUCACGCUGUUUUCGCAAAAUGUAUUCAUGUUGACAUUCAAAACCCCAAAAUACCUAUUUUAAGCCAAAUCAAUUCCGACUAGGUGCGUAUGAUAUUUGUAGAAGCCUAUACCGCUACCCACGAAGCAAGAGCUUGGAGAGGGAGAGUUUUUCCACGGACGAGUGUACGUAUGCCUUUUACCGGUUUGGCCUGGGAAAGAAGCAAAUUAAAUUCUGUCGCCAUCCUCGGCAAAGCUAUGCAAUGCACGCAGUUUUGAAGUCGGCUCAAGCGGUCUCCUACUACUGCCCUCAGAUAUUCAAGGACCGUCGAUGGAACUGUUCCUCUGUAGAGCUCCUUCCCUACACAACACCUGAUCUUCGGCGUGGUAUGUGUUUAUGGUCAUUCUUUCCUUAUAUGACUUUGCAUUUUUGCUUGUGUAGUGGUAAGUGGUUGCAGACACUAUUGCCUUGAUGUUCCUCGUCUAAGGUAAAGGUACUUUACGGAAAGCAUUUGUAGUACGGUACACAUGUUCAUCCUAUAAAAGUCGAAAAAGUUUAGAAAAAAGUUAGGAGCUUCAUUAAAAUCUUGGCGAAUUUCAGAAAGACCAGCCGUUCUCGCCUUAGGUUCUGGCGCAUUCCCUGGUUCCACACCUUUAAAUUCCCCAAGAGGACGGCAGUUUGGCAAUUUUUUUCCGCAGUCACCAAGACUAUAUCUACUCUGUUUGAGGUUGCAAGUUCUUGUUUUUCAUGUGGGACGUUCCUAUGUUCUGAGUUGAUGCUUGUUAAAAGGAAGUAGCGAAAUGCUAUUACACCCAAUCGAGAACAAGCUUCUGUCAGCACGAGACUUAAGUUAAUUACGGUGAAAAUUAACAGCCAAAAAUUCCAGUUUCAAGUGAUGCUUAUCACUUCUUCGUCACCCACAUGCUGGAGGUAUUCUAUUGGACCAUCCAUUUUUCAUGUUCUGCUCAGCUCAUUCAGUUCUCUGUCGCUUUGAGCUGUAUGAGGAACGGUUAAUAACAGAAAUAGGGUCACAUGAAGCGGUAACUGACAAGAUGCAUUUCGCCAAAAUUGGCUAACUUGAAACCAUUUAUCAUUUGACGGAAGCAAAUUUACUUUCCUAUUUCACAGCAAAAACUUUCUACUACUCUCAAACCACCGGUUUGCGAACAUUUUAUGCUGUAAAUACCGCCAGUUUCGACCUAAACAGAAUAAAGUCAGCCAUCCAAAAUUUGGGUUUUCAUUCCUCCAUUCCUACAGUUAGCGUCCAGGUACUAUUCGUAACAUCCGGAUAUAAAUUUCAUUUCAAGUAUUUUCUGUUUUUGAAGAUUCUUCUGGGUUUUUAAACAAAACCGUUCAUUUUUCAAUAGCCAAAAUUGUAUAAAAAUCCAGCGCUUAGUCCGUUUAUUAUCAUUUCCUAUUCCACUAAAAAAACUGGUCUCUACGCGACCCAUUCGGCAGCCUCUGGAUGCCACUGACCUAACUUUGUCUGGCGACAAGUUAUUUGGCCUUUUAUGAUCCCACAGGCUGCAAUUUUAAAUUGUAGUAACUGACAGAAUUUUAGACUGCACCAUAUUUGAUUGUUGUUUUACUUAUGACUACAUUAUCUGGUUCGCUCUACGAUUGGGGCAUUUAUGUGGGAUUUGUAAUGUUUUAUGCAACAAAUCAGUCUUACCAUAAAGUAUACCACUGAUGCUUUGAGACGUCCGGCAUGAACAAGAUGACAACUUCAAAUAAACGCACAUCUCCUACUGACCCUUACUCCGUGCCGUUGAAAGUCUGCUUUUUAGAAAUAAUGCAAUUAGUUUCCAUAGGAUAAAAUUGCUACUGUGAAGUUUUUGAGCUGCGAAAGUGAAAUAAUGUGCUGGAAUUGAUUAAUAAUUCAGGUAAACCUAAACGUUUUAAUCGCAAUUGCUAAUUAAUGUCUAGAAUGCCAAAAACCAGAGGUAGUCUCUAGGGCUCAGAAGCCCGGCGUCCGGUCUCAUUUGGUUGCAUAUAUUGUUUUCCCUAAUUUGUCAGCGCACUGGUUCCCAUGGAAUUUGGAACGGACAUAGGUUCAGCAGACAUAUGAGGGAUACCAGAUCGAAUGAGAUAGUUUAUCACCUCAUUUGCCAUUUUAGAUUUUAGACGCACGACAUUUGGCCUUCAAGACGUUGAAGAUCUAAUAUAUCUUUGCUCUUUUUGUUAAUUCAAGUCGUCAUUACCUAGCUUUUAAAUCGAUGGUUUGACUGGAUAUCUGUUUGUACGGCCUAAGAAGGUUGGACUGGAUUUUUCAAAUAUUGUUCUAUCAUUCGAUAAUUUGCCGUCAAUCAAUAAAGAUGCUCGAUGAACUUCAGGCAUCUGAAAUGCCAAGAGUCUUGCAAAGGUUUCCACUUACAUUAAGCGAAGCAAACUGUUGCGUUCCAUAGGACUUCAUCAAGAUUCCCGUUGCGUUUGUUCUUCAAAAGAUUACAUUUAAUCAGAAAUAAAGCGGAUCAGAAUCAAGACUCUCUACAAAAUAUUGGCGUUUUUCUCGAUGUGACACCACUUGGCACGAGAAGAACUUGUUUCACUAUCCGAACUUACUCCCUGAGCAGUUGGCAUCAAACAUGUGAAAUAAAGUCCUGAGUUUCUUCAAGUUCUUUCAAGGAACUACGCGCGCAUGUUACAUUGCAUUUAUAUCAGAAAUGAUGCACACUGUUCCUGAAUUGCUUGCUAAAUGACUUCAGACUGUUUUUGGCAUAUGUAAAUGCCCAUCAAACUUUUGAUUCCUGGGUACACUCAACAAAAUGAACAUUUAUGGGACACGUUGAUUUUCGGGACGUUCCACUUAUCUGAUGUUCUGCUAAAACGCUUGACAUGAGUUUUGCAAAUUCAGAAAAAAUGAAAGUUCGAUGAGAAGGCAUUUUUAAUAUGAAGGUCAGAACUCCUUUUGAAGGUGCUUUGUUGCUAAAGAUAGUUCAUGUACUCUGACAGCAAAGCUUCCUUCGUGGGACUAAAUGUCUUAUAAAUCGCCUCUUGAAGCACCGUUGAGUGACCGAAUUCUUAUUAAAAUAUUAAGAACGCUUGCACAUUUGUGUUUAUUUAUGUUUGUUGUCUUCUUGUCGGAAGCGCAGCUUAGUCUGAGUCAUUUUGUCAAAUAUUGUAUCAUAAGCUCCAGGAUGUACAUUCCAUAAUAAACAAUUUCUAUAGCAGGCAACCUUCAAAGGCAUGUCGGUUUGGAAGACAAGCAACUUGCAAAGGGGAUAUGUGUUUCGCUUGUUAACUGGAUUUUUAUAUUGACCCAUCUCUUAUAGGUCACAGAUGGUUUCAUGCAUACCUUGGGAUUAUACUGUAGCAUUAAUUUGCCGGAUGCAACAAUAGACGUUUUUAACGUUCUUAAUAUUCCAAUUGAGGCCUUAAAACAUUUUUAUAUGAUACCACCUACUCAUUGUGAACUUGCAGUUUAUGUGAACGGUGAACUAGUUAGGCGAUACAGCGUUCUGCAGGUAUGGCAGAAAAAGCCGUAAAUAUGAAGAAAGUCCUGAAGUGACAGUUUUCGAUGAAAACUUACAGUCAGUGACCGAUCGCAUGAAAUGUUAACUGAAAUUAUGAAAUAUUUUCGAUCAGAAUGGAUUACUCAAGAGUGGUUGUAAUAUGAAUUACCUUAUAGCACAGUCCCGGGAUGUUUCAGUCACGGCAGGAUGCGGGGUUUUGAAUGCAUCCCCUUCGGCUGUCUGAAAAUACCCACUCGGUAAACAAUGACUGCCUAUGUAAUAUACAUCCUUUCCAUCAGUUUUUGAUGUCCUUACCUAUGCAAAUAUAUGUUUUUUGAAAACUUGAUCAAAAUGCGCUUUUCCGGACUCAUUUGAUGGUAGCUUAAGUCUUCUUUAAACUUGAUACCGAAUAAAGGGUGUUUUUUGGUUUUAAAAUAUAAUUAUGAGGCAUUUGUAGACCAUGAAAUGUCCAUUCAAACAGCAUUGUAUCUGUCCAUUUGUCAAGGCUGCUUAGGAAGUAUACAACAUAGCCUGCACCUAUUGCAAAGUUUCGCGAUUGCUGCAUGAUAUCUUCUUGGUGGCGUAGGGAUAUGCGUGACUCUCUUUACAAGGAGAGUAUACAGUUUGUAGACUUAAAACGCUAAACGCAAAUGCAACUAGAGAGCUUGCUAAAAAGUAUUUGGGAAUCUAAAAAGUUUUUUAAGACCUAAAUAUGCCUUUCUUCAAUCAAAAAUUAAAGAAGUCAUGAUUUUUUACAAACAAAGAGAAGAACGCUUAUUUGGUUUAUGUUUUCGGUGAAAUAUAUCUGAAUUUAUGAAAAUAUAGAAAAUCAUUUGAAAUGCCUACUACUGCUACUUAACUAGUCAAUUUUUACAGUGUGCGGUUUUUGCAGGCGGCCGAAAAGAAGUGGAUUCAAAAGCCCACAUCCUGAUGUAACUGGUAUAUCUUAGGAUUAUGUCGGACAAUGAGUAACAUCACAACUUCACUAAAGCAGUAUUUCCUGAUCGAAAACACAUUUCAGAAUUUUGGCAAAUAUUUCCUGAAACCCUCACUGACUGUAUGUGCCAUCGUCGAGUGAAGUUGUCCCUGUCGCUAUCUACUACUGCAUUUAGCACUCCUCGAGGCAUUAUUAUUCGUAUCUCCAUCAUAUUAGCCUCUGAAGAAAAGAUAUCAGAAAAUGUAUUUUUGCAGCAAUAAAAAUUCGUAGACCGGUCUAUGGUGGAUGAUGUAAAUACAACCGAUAAAUCCCCCAAUAUACCAUAAUUUUGGCUAUGACAGACUCCAUCCUUCCCAGAGCGGUAGUGACCUGUUCCGAUUUAUUACCAAGGAUUGCCAGAAAAGACGAGUGGGGGUCGACAGCAAUUGCUUUAUCAGCACUCUUGCCGGUCGCUGGGUUUACGACCACAACACGAGCGCCAUUUGAAACGUGCUGCGCAAACAGGUGUGUGUUGUCCAUUGCCAUGGCUGUGCAUGUGUAGAAGCAUAACCUGCCAAAAAGAUGCAUUUUUAGCAAAGCAUACGAUCCUCGCAACAAACCAAAUCAGUAUAAGACGUCGAGCUGGAUGGUCGUCCGGGAAUGGCAGCCCCAGCCCCGCAGACGUUUUGCUUGUUAUCCGGUUCCGAAAAGUCCGGCUCCAGGCGUGGAAUUCGGAGGAGGAAGAUUACAUCAGUGGUUUUUUUACCAAAAUACAUGUGAGGUUUAAUGAGACAGACUAACAAUCCGUUGCUUAUUGGACCAUCAUAAGACCACCUUGGCAAACGCUUUGUAUCUGGGGCGUGUCGGAAAAGUGGUUUUUCGGAAUGAGACUAUUGGUAUCAGAUGAGGAGAAAAGAUUCUUGGCUUCAAAUAUGGUGCACAAAGGACUGUCGUCUGAUGCUUUAAAUAUGAUUACAGGUGAUGAGAUGGAGUGCAUUGUGGGCUACGAGAUGUGUGAAGCAUUUAUUUAAGUGCUGAAAAUAUUUGCGAAAGAAAAGGGUUAUUUGUAGUAAGUUCUGACAAUGAUCAACAGAGUCUAAUCUCGUACUAGUUUCUGCCUCCAUGCGGGUGGGGGUUCAGUCGAAUUUUCUCACAGAAACUCCUAUCCGUCCUUCACGGAAAGAUUACUUAUUUGGAACAAAAAUCUGAAAUACGCCUCGAGGAUCAUGCAAACUGAAGUUUUCUCCUGGACAAAAUCCAGGGGGACUUCUGUCUUCUUGAACUUUUUUCCUUGAGACAGCUGAAUGUUUUGGUCAAAUACAUUUUUAAAACAAACCCUCUUCCAAGUUACUUGAUAUGCAUGUUAUCUGGACAAAAGAUCAAAUCUUGCAGCACGUUGCUAUGGUGAGACAUCCUAAUAUUUGUAAAAUAUCGAAAUACAUUUGUAGAACAUAGCUUCUUUUACAAAGCAGUUUAAGAAGGCUGAACAUGUAAUUUGAAGCGGAUGUAGCUCAUUAAAUACUUAAAUUUGUCCAUUUUCAAACAGCCUAUCAGAGCCUAUAAUGUUCUACAUAACGAGUAUAGGUGCAACACUUCUUGUCCACAAUUUCGACACAAAUAAUCAGAAAUCAGCGGAAAAAUUAAACUUAUUAGCGGUGGUUUAGCAAUAAGUUAAAACAGCAGGGAUUGCUGAGAAUACUCUUGAUCGUUCCUGUUCUGCUUAUUAAAUGUUACUUGGAUCGCUUUUACAUCUUUGCUUUGCGGUUCUGGCCAAUGUUGCUUAAUAUUUGGCCCAUACAGUCUCGUUAAGAAGACUUUGUCUACCUCGAACAAUUUUGUUGUCAGCCCUGUUGACUGAGCUGUCAUUGUUAACUCGCAAAGGAAUUGCUGGGAAACUAGCGACUGCAGGCUACGUAAAGUUCCUUUUAGCUUUACCAUUUAUUAUCGUGCUAGGACGAACUCUACAAAAACGCGUUGGCCUCUUUCGUCUUUAGGUUACAACCUUUUCCCUUAUAGUCCCAAAUAUUCUGGGUAAAAUGCUUAUUUUGAUGAAAGAAAAGUGAAUACAGAUGCCUACGGAUAUAUAGUAGAUGUGCUAUUUACGAAACGUUAACCGAAAUUCCAAAAUGUAUUUUUCUUUGAAAGGAAUACUUAACCAGGGUUACAAUAUUAGUUAUCAGACAGCACAAUCCUACGAUGUUUCAGACAUAGCAGAACGCCGGUUGUUGAACGAACUUCUUCCUGACCGCUUAUCCAACCUACACUCUGCAAAAAUAAAUACUUAGUUACUGUGAAUUUUUCACGUUGAUUUUCGAUGCUCCACCAUAUACAAAUAUAUUUUAUAAAAAACAUGCUCUGACAUAUUCUUUCUUAUACUCACUCAGUAGAAAAUUACUUCUUCUCCAAAUUUUUUAUUUGAAGAAGUAAUGUCUUUUGGAUUUAAUAAGUUUCUAAUUGGGAGAUGUUUUAAGGCCGUGAGAUGCCCAGUCAUACAGCGCCGUAUCAGCACGUUACUUAAUGCUGCUUAUAAAGUGAACAACAUGAUCCACAUCCAUUAGAAAGCGUUAUGAGCCCUAUAUGGCAUCUUUCUAAUAAUGCAUAGAAAUAUGUGAUUUUAUUUACACGGAAGGUAUGCAGUUUGUGGUUCGGGAACCCUGGAUGUAAGUAGAACGUCAGAUCCGAUUUAAAUUAAUAGGGAAUUAAAAGAAGUCGCAUAAAACCAAGUGAUACUCCAUCUUCAAGUAUAAAAGUUAAAGAGGACAUACUCUGCUGUCAAAUAAAUAGAAGAAUACUUUUGUAGUUUUUUUCCUACAAAAUGUACCCGAAUUUAUUAAGACAUUGAUAAUCUAUAGAAAAAUUUUACGUUACUUAGGUGUCCACUUUUUAUAGCGUAGAUUAUGCAGAUGGUCGAUAAGACGCUCCUUUGGGGGAUCGGCCUCCUGAAGUGACUGCAAUGUUCUGGGAUCUUACUACAUGAUAACUUAUAUGAAGACAGUAAUCAGGGCAUUUUUUCGAAAUGAAAGCACGUUCCAGGAUUUAGGUUAACAUUUCAGGAGAUAACAUAUCUACUGUAUUAAUGGCUUAUUUGCUACCACCAGUAAACACUACUUGAAAAUCAGGUUGAGAAAACCGCAUUAUCUGAACCGGAAACUGGUUUGUCCCUUAAGUUACUGCGGCAUAAUUUAGGAAGUAGGUUAGCGUUGCCUCGGUCGCGAGAAGAAAUAAUUCAAACCCAUAGGAAGUGCAUUGACCGAUUUAGCUCGAUUUCGGGGUUGAAUAUGGGUGUGCCAUUGUGUUCUGAAUUUACCGUCUUAAUGCUUUGCAGACGGUUGCAAAAUCAUCGGACCAGAACGGGGAAAGUUGGCACAGUUUGUAAUCACUGCCACUAAAGAGCAGAUCGCAUGGCUCAUUUUAUGCAAGUUCACAUAUCAGCAAGCCCCCAAACGGAUGGGUUUUCAGGCGGUAAACAUUAUUUAAAUGAAUUUUUAGGAAGACCGAUAAAGACUCUGAGCAUUGGUUUAAAGCACAUGGGAAUCGCAUUAAGGUAUAUGCGGUUUUAUGUGAGCAUUAGUAAUAAUUGAAGAAUAAAACCUACUCCAGCGCGAUUGUUCCCGAACACCGUUUUCAUGAGCGGCUGGAACAAAUUGCAAUUUAACGUAGGCUUGCAAAAGUGUAAAAAAUAGUCCCAGCUGGUGGUCUGUGUAUAGCAGUCUUCCAUUGGAGGCACUUUUAGAGACUUAAAACAACAUUAUAGGAUUUAAAGGCCUUCUAAUUCCAUGAUUUUUGACCAAGAACCUCUCUAAUUUACUGAUUUUACCAAGAUCUUCGCACGUUUGAUUGGUCUAGACAAUCCAGGUUGGCAGAAUAACUUCGUCAUUUGAUUUUGUGCAUAGUCACAGUUCCCAGCUAAACUCAGAAUUACUUAUGAGCAAUUUGGACUUCUGCGCACUUACUGGGAGAUCUCAUUGGUCAAUAGAUAUGAACAUUCGAUCCAGAUCUUCCUGGUCAAAAGCACAGUCCGUAAUCUGGCCUAAACUCUUCCAGUCGUCAGCAGACGACUGUUAGGAAGUAAUUCGGGCAGCCAGAGCACAGACCUUUGCGGACUGGCAGUCAAGGCGCGAGAAAAUUCCUAUACUCUGGAGAAUCCCCUGUCUAAAGAACUACAGUCAACCCAUAGCGAUAGCUUCUUACCUACAGGCUGAUUGGAUAGUGUUUAAUUCGUCCAUUGACUUGGCUUGAUGUCGUUUUGCUGUUUGCCGGUAUUUCACAAAUUCAUCAAAUUCUGUCCCCAAGUAAAAGCGGCAUCUGACGUUUAGACAACUGUUACUUUACGCCGUUUCCCACGAUACUAUUCUGUAGUGAUGUUAACGGAUAUUGUUUUCGUCGACAUAAGUGUUUUGAUGCCUUUUAAGGUGUCGGUAACAUUCUGUUGAUAUAUUCUAUAGUGCUCGCCUGAGAAUGUAAAGGUUUCACACCUACAGUCUCGUUUGUGAUACGCGUUUGUAGCCGACCACCAUCAUCGAAACUGUCCAGCUCUGUUUCGGGGUUAGCAGAAUUGAGAGUUGAGUGCCAGCACCACCGCAGGUACCUGCUGCAAAAGUCCUCUCAGCUUAUUCUGAACCCACUGACCCGCAGUCACUCGACUGACUUCUGCUCCGCCAGAUGUGCAUUAAGACACGGUCCCAGCCGUCCAGGUGUCGCGCUCCUUGGUAAAUGCAACCAUCAUGUCACAUAUGUGUAAAAUGCGUGGACAUCACGGGUACUCUCUCGGGUAUGACUUGGCCCUGUCAACACGAGCCCUGACCUCGCCAGCGACCACUUCUGCCUGAGACGACUACUCGGGCCUCUAUACUGAGUACAUCUCGCAUUCCGGUCAGUUCCCUCUUCUAUCGGGGUCUCCGGUGAGGACCGUGACGUUUAGGCUACACUCAAGCCACCCUACAUUCCGGUGGCGAUAACAGUUUACAGUUAAUCGGCCGAUUUAUUGAACUUUCUCAAAUGACUCAGUAAUUUGCUUAUGGCCCAAAAUUUACCCGCGGAGGAUUGACCUCAUACGUAUGCUGUGAAUACUUUUCGCCUAACAGCUGCACUAGCAUGGUGUGGUUUAUAACGUAUGAUGCAAUUUUGCUCAAACACAGACGACCAUUUUGCGGUUAGUGCCGUUCAUCGGCAUGCAUAGGGGCAAUAUAUUAGAGUUAAUGGGCUUCGAGGUUUUACAAAGGACAAAAAGGAUGUCUGAUCACCGAGACAGGAAGCUUUCAUCCGAGAAAUAAGAAAAAUCUACGGCAAAAAGGAACAAUACGCAUUUUCUGUUUGACCCAGUCAACGACUGUUGUAGACUACCAACCUAGAACAUCUAUCCCUCUCCGUGUACCAAGCUCUACGAGCGUAUUUCAAGACGGCUUACACCGACUUCUGAGCGACCGAGACAGACUGCAGACAUUGUCAGUUUUCGUUGUAGCUUCUCCUAUCCCUAAUACCAAAUGUCUAAUGAAGUCCGCAGCUUGAAGGAAAAACUCCCAUAAAUGACUAAAGUUCCCUAUUCCUCUUCUCUAGUACAUUUAGACAGGCCCAUCCUAAUAAUGUUAUUAUUCCCGUUUAGAAGUUUGGGAUCAUAGUUGAAGGUGAAAAGCCACUUUUCCACGGUCGACUGGACCCUGGGUCAAAAUGAGGGGUUACCAAGCUAAAAUUACGAUGUUCGAUAUUGCACUCCCUACUGGUGUAAUAAUCCCACUGCCUGCGUCUGCGUCUACGAUGUGGGCAGUGCCUCUAGACGCCCAUUAUCAAAUUUGAAUUAGUAUUACUGUAAAAUCAGCAAAUAUGGACAGUUAUUUGCCAGGCAAACCUCCCCCACUUUACUAGGUGCAACACGUCUCCUGCCCGUGACAGGUUCUUGCGGUCUAUAAUGCUGCCAUUAACAAAUCGUCUAGGCAAAUCAAACAAAUGGAUGACGGCUGACAUAGGCUUUUGUUGCAAGCUAGUCAGUGUACGCCGUUUUUGUGAGAAAGGGAGUUUUAUUUAAAGAAAAAGGCUUUUUCGGCGUUUUUAAGGUUCAAUUUAGUCAGCGGACGAAACUAACGGCUUUAACUUCUACAUUAUACCCAUUUUCAGAGGAUCUAUUGACUAAAAGCUCACGACUUGUUUAUAUAGGCGCUGUAAGAGAUCGUAAAAUUAUGUCCCAACAUAAAAUCGCGUGGAAUUUGCGAGAAGCUGUUUGAUCAGUUUGGCAUCUUUUUGAAGCUCCAACUCUGACUGGUUCUGCUUGCCGGUAGUGGACGAUUGUGUGGACAUGUUGGAUGUAAGUGGAGUCAUGACUGUGGUAGAAACCCUUGUAAUCUAUUGGAAACAAGUGCUGUAAAAGCGAAAAUGUGCACUAUUUGAGUUCCGUCACAAAACUCAUACUGGUUUUCAAGAUCAAAGUUCCGAUUUCGCCUUUUUUAGAGUUUUUAUGCUAUCCCUUCCUUACAGUCAAUGUAGACAACCUCUUACAGAUAGAUGCCGCUUUUUUUCUCGUGUUUUUUUCAAAUCCAGGUACGCGUGAGCAGGCAGUGGUGUAUGCUCUUGCUAGUGCAACCCUCAUGUUUGAGGUGGCGAGACGGUGCGCCAUGAACAAGGUGGUCGGCUGUGAGUGCGGCACCGAGAACUGGGACAUCCCACCACAUCCACACAUGGUGGACGAACCACUGGACACGAAUGGGAAAGCCCCGAUUCAGUACCACUGGGGUGGCUGCGCCGACAACAUCCAAGUCGGACGCGAGUACACUAAGGCCUUCUUAGGCGUCCCGAGCGAUGCUCCCCCGACGCCACGACGGAUUCCGGUGGAGUAUAGAAGCAACCCCCUCUUCUCCGUGCCUGUUGAAAGGCUCCCAAUGCCCCUCCGAUUGCAACCUCGGAAGGCAACCAAUUUCAAGAAUGUCAUGAGGACAGUCAAUUUGCACAACUACAAAGUUGGCAUCAAGGCGAGUUCCCAACAGGCCUUUUGUUCAUACCUUCUGACAGUUUGUGUUGUAUUUCUAAAUACCACAUGA
This is a messenger RNA of Spirometra erinaceieuropaei, 19911 nucleotides long. The record is from the annotation of a GenBank genome assembly. NCBI's taxonomy places the organism in Eukaryota, Metazoa, Platyhelminthes, Cestoda, Diphyllobothriidea, Diphyllobothriidae.